AAUGAAAGUACGUAUGGAAGGAGCCGUUGGUCAAAACUUUCAUCCAGGACAAGCGAGCGCGAUUUAUUCGGAUCUGACAACCGGACAAAUGUUUGAGUGUGUGUGUGUGAGAGAGAGAGAGAGAGUGUGUGUGAGUGUGUGUUAACGGAAGGGAUCUAUCAGCGUGAAGCAAUGGUAUGUGUGUGUUUGAUGUGAUCGCGUGAGCAUUCCGACACCUCUCCAAUCUACAGUCCUGCUGUCAUGAAGACCGAAGAACUGCCCGUGAAGCUUUGAGAUUCAGCUGCUAGGUGGAAAAAAGAUGGAGAAGAGAUAUAAAAGGCACCUCUUGUAUGCAGCGUAUGUAUGCUUCACUGGAUGAAGUGAUUCACCAAAGACAUCUGUUCAGCAGAAAACUGUAGAUAUCAAAUCCGUUCAGAUCUCCUUAUGGCGGCCGUAUUUUUCACCUUGCUCCUCCUCCUCCCCCUUCCUCCAUACAUUUCUUCUCGUCCAUUUGCAAAGACACCAGUGACCAUCGGAGUGGACAAGAAUGUUGUCCACCAAAAUGGUGGCAGCAUUACAGUCAACCAAUCCAGCAACAAUGACAUUCAAAGCUCAAACGCAGUAGGACAUAAAGAAAGAGAACUGGACCAGAACACAAUUAAUGUCCACCCAAACAUCCAAAAUGGACAUGAGGUCUAUACAUAUCCAAGAAAAACUGGCCAAAAAAUCCAAAACAACAGUGGAACAGAGCAAACCAGCAGUGAAACCAGCCAAAACAAUGGAAAACUUGCACAUCAUCUGCCGGACAUCAUUAUCAUUGGAGUAAGGAAGGGUGGUACAAGAGCAUUGCUUGAGAUGCUGAGCCUUCACGACACCAUUGCUACUGCUCAAAGCGAGGUCCACUUCUUCGACUCGGACGCUCAUUACCAGCAGGGACUCGAGUGGUACACAUCACAGAUGCCACUGGCUCGACCUGAUCAGUUGACGGUAGAAAAGACUCCGGCAUACUUCACCUCUGUUGACGCUCCGGAGCGAAUUCUUCACAUGAACCCUUCCAUCCGGCUCUUGCUGAUUGUCCGAGAUCCUGUGGAUCGUGUUCUGUCAGAUUAUACACAAGUUCUUCACAAUCAGCUUCAAAAACACAAAGUUCCACAGCGCAUCGAGGACCUGCUGCUCCGAGAUGGGGAGCUUAACCUCAACUAUAAAGCUGUGAAUCGAAGUGUGUAUCACCCGCAUAUGCAGCGAUGGUUACGGGUUUUCCCACAUGACAGCUUUCAUAUAGUGGAUGGCGACAUGCUCAUCAGAGACCCAUUAGCAGAAAUGAAAAAAGUUGAACAUUUUUUGCACCUCAAUCCACAGAUAACCGAAGAAAACUUUUACUUUAAUCGGACGAAAGGCUUUUACUGUUUGAAGGAACAAGGUCACGAACGCUGCCUACAUGAAUCGAAGGGACGAACACAUCCAAAUGUAGCCCCAGAGAUCCUGCAGAAAUUAUGCGAAUACUUUCAGGAACCAAACAGGAAGUUCUUUGAACUGGUAGGAAGAAAGUUUGAUUGGAAGUGAGAACUGUUUAAAGAAUGGACAAGGGAAAAUAUUUGCGAUUUUGUUACAGAAGCUCGUUCAUAUGCAAAUGCAAACAGUUAUUUAAACUUAUGGGAAGAACAUUUGGGAAAUACUGUGAAAACUACACCGACAGUUACACCGACAGUUUCACCAAAAAAAGAGCUGGGUGCAAUUGCAAACCAGACUGUGUGAAUUGGUGGAAAACAGUGAAAUAUUUUGAAAACUGAUAUUUUCACGAAACAAACAGGAAGUUCUUUGAGUUUGUGGGAAGAACAUUUGACUGAAAGUGAGAAGUCAGUGAAAUCCAUGCUAGUAUUAUUCACUAGACAAACAGAAAUUGUUUGACAUCAUAACAAAGGAUUAUGCAAAAUCCUGCAAAAAGCUCAUUACAGUCCUCUGCUAGUUAGUGAAGGAAGUUGGAGAAAUUCAGCAAAUAAAAACUGCACAAAUAGUAUUGUGAAAAACUGCUUUCAUAAACAGGAGGGAAAUUUUGUCAGAGCAGGGUAGUAGUCGAAAAAUAUUAGAUGAACAUUAUAUAUUUAACCUUGGCUUAAUAAUAUAGCACAACAUUAUACAUCAUUACCACAAAACCCAUUCACCUCAACCUGACUGACUGAAAACCUGCACACACACACACACACACACACCUGGCUAAACUGAAACUGAAAACAGGAGGUUAUUUAAACUUGAGAGGAAAUUAAUUCAGUUGAAUCUGGGUCGUGAAAGCAGAAGGAGAAAAAAUGCAAGCACACACACCAUCCUCAUAAAUAGGAUUAAGAUACAGUGUGUGAAAUUCAGUGUUAUAUAAAACAUGCUGGAAACUUAACACAUGUUUGUAAACUUGUUCUUUUUAUUAUGUGUUAUAGUGAUUUUUUUUUUUAGAAUAAAUGUUUUAGGACUCAUCAGCUCUAAAUGUGAGUUUGCACCAUGUCAAAAUCUACAAUGGUUAACGAAACACAACAAUAUAUACAUUAACAAUGUUGUUGUUGUUGUUGUUUUAAGAAUGCAAGAAUAUUACCUCAUGA
Ictalurus punctatus (channel catfish) is the source of this 2567-nucleotide messenger RNA. It is a transcript of the gene hs3st1, whose product is annotated as heparan sulfate (glucosamine) 3-O-sulfotransferase 1. The record is from RefSeq and is a predicted model, not a curated record. The transcript has 3 exons. NCBI's taxonomy places the organism in Eukaryota, Metazoa, Chordata, Actinopteri, Siluriformes, Ictaluridae. Bases 424 to 1542 code for a protein of 372 amino acids. Gene Ontology annotation, molecular function: [heparan sulfate]-glucosamine 3-sulfotransferase activity.